Eublepharis macularius is the source of this 3578-nucleotide messenger RNA. It is a transcript of the gene PSD3, whose product is annotated as pleckstrin and Sec7 domain containing 3. The transcript has 14 exons. The coding region runs from base 46 to 2697 and encodes 883 amino acids. Gene Ontology annotation, biological process: regulation of ARF protein signal transduction. The record is from RefSeq and is a predicted model, not a curated record. NCBI's taxonomy places the organism in Eukaryota, Metazoa, Chordata, Lepidosauria, Squamata, Eublepharidae. Gene Ontology annotation, molecular function: guanyl-nucleotide exchange factor activity.
GGUUAUGUAUAUUCCCCCAAGAGGAAGAAACGUUGCGAUCGGUUGAUGAACUGGGGGGGCGUUUUGACAGUCUCUCAAGACUUAGAAUAUGAAGAGGCGCAGGGUAGAGAGAAUAGUGCUUUUGGUUCAGAGAUGCAGAUGGAAAAGGAGAGGCAUGUUGGCGGAGCAGAUGAGGAGGUGGCCAGAGAGGAAGUUCUUGCAAGCCAAGAAAAACCCUCAGAAAUGCCUCUUCCGUCUCAAGCGACAGCUGAGAAAAAAUUGUAUUGGAUCACCGAAGAAGAUUCCACCAUGGUCUUAACUGUGGAAAUACAGGCCGAGCCCUCCCAGGGCUCUGGUGGCAGCACUGAGGAGGCCCACGAAGGAUUUGAAACACGUGGCUGCAGACCAUCGGGAGGGCCAGAGAGCAAAGUUGAUAUUCUCAGUGGCGCCUGGGCAGACUUUGAGCGUGAAUUCUCUGUGUAUGCUCCGGACAAAACGGACAAGACCUCUGAGAGGAGACUGUCAAAAGAGAUGGCUGUCAGCAAACAUGUGGAAUUUCAAGGGGUGGAAAUCCUUUGGAUACAAAAAGCUGAGGAGGAGAAGGGAACGAGACCCUUGGAAGUCGAUAGCGUAGAAAGGAGAAGUUUCUCCAGUAUACCAAAUGACCACACUUCAUCCGCAGCCUCACCCACGUUGGUUCGCUUGCCUGAGAGCUCUUGGAGUGGAUCGUGGGAGAGCUUUAGGCCUUUAGCUUCGCUGACUGAGGGUGGAGAGGAUGAAGUCUUCGUAGAAGAAGAGAAGCGCUGGGCUCGGUAUAGGAAAUCUGUGUUAGGGAAGGACAGGGUAACGGAGGAGGAAGAAGCGGGCAGUGGAAGAAUGGAAGAUGUCCUUGGGCAACAGAACUCCGAAGUCUCAACAGAUGUGUACAGCUCGCAGUUUGAAAGCAUUCUAGACAAUGCCUCUCUAUAUUAUAGCGCUGAGUCGCUGGAGACUUUAUAUUCCGAGCCCGAUAGCUACUUCAGCUUCGAAAUGCCUCUUACUCCAUUGAUCCAACAACGCAUUAAGGAGGACGCUCAGUUUGUAGAAAGGACUCCAGAAGGGGAGGCUGGGAAGGGCCAUUGUGGCGGGAUUUCCAAUGGAUUAGGAGAUAUGAAGGAGUCGGACAUCGCGGAGGCCUUUCACUUAGAAAGCAAUGUAAGACUGGAUGGCCCAACACCAUUAGAAGCCACCGGAGACAUGGGCAGCGAUGAUCUUUUGGAAAAAGAGGGGCAGGAACACUUGAGUCACGAUCUCGUCAACGGCACCACCGGCGGCAACAUUGAGGCAGCCCGGAGGCUGGCCAAACGCCUCUAUCAGCUGGACAGAUUCAAGCGGUCUGAUGUCGCAAAGCACUUGGGCAAAAAUAAUGAAUUCAGCAGACUUGUAGCCGAGGAGUACCUUAAGUUCUUUGAUUUCACAGGCAUGUCUUUGGAUCACUCCCUCAGGGCAUUCUUCAAAGCCUUUUCCCUUAUUGGAGAAACUCAGGAAAGAGAGAGAGUUCUAGUUCACUUCUCUAAUAGAUACUACCAAUGCAACCCAAAAGUCAUCUCCACAUCAGAUGGAGUCCACUGCCUCACGUGUGCAAUGAUGCUGCUCAACACGGACCUCCAUGGCCACAACAUUGGCAAAAAGAUGUCCUGCCAAGAAUUCAUUGCCAACCUUCAGGGAAUGAACGAAGGCCAAGAUUUCCCAAGGGAACUCUUGAAGGCUCUCUACAAUUCAAUCAAAAAUGAGAAGCUUGAAUGGGCAGUAGACGAUGAAGAAAAGAAAAAAUCCCCCUCCGAUGGUACUGACGAGAAGGACAAUGCAAACCAGUCAAAGGCCAUCAACCGCAUCGGCAAUUCUGGUAACCCAUUCCUUGACAUUCCUCAUGACCCAAAUGCUGCUGUGUAUAAAACGGGAUUCCUGGCACGUAAAAUCCAUGCCGAUAUGGACGGAAAGAAGACUCCACGUGGAAAAAGAGGCUGGAAAACCUUUUAUGCUGUGCUGAAGGGAACUGUGCUUUAUUUGCAAAAGGAUGAAUACAAACCAGAGAAGGCUUUAUCAGAGGAAGAUCUCAAAAAUGCAGUCAGUGUGCACCAUGCAUUAGCAUCAAAGGCAACAGAUUAUGAGAAGAAGCCGAAUGUCCUGAAGCUCAAGACGGCUGAUUGGAGAGUCCUGCUUUUUCAAGCCCAAAGCCCAGAAGAAAUGGAGUCAUGGAUCAGUAAGAUCAAUUGCGUGGCAGCUGUUUUUUCUGCCCCACCGUUUCCAGCUGCUAUAGGUUCCCAGAAGAAAUUUAGCCGCCCACUGUUACCUGCCACCACAACCAAAUUAUCUCAGGACGAUCAGCUAAAAUCACACGAAGCCAAACUGAAGCAGAUUUCCACCGAGCUGGCUGAGCAUCGCUCCUACCCGCCAGACAAAAAACUGAAAGGCAAAGAAGUCGAGGACUACAAACUGAAAGACCAUUAUCUGGACUUCGAGAAAACUCGCUAUGAAAUGUAUGUGUCCCUUCUCAAAGACGGAGGAGGAAAAGAGUUGCUGAGCUGUGGCGACAACGACGGCCCAGGACUGAAGAAAUGCCAUUCGAGUCCUUCAUUAAACCAGGAGUCUCCAGUUAGUGCCAAGGUGAAGCGUAAUGUCUCUGAGCGGAAGGACUAUAGACCCGAAACGCCAAGCGUCAAGCAGAAGGUGACUUAAGGCACCUGAGGCAGGCUAGAGGAAUAACAUAGCACUCCCUUUGCUCACCUGUCCAUUGCGAAAACAAACGAAAAUUAACACAUCUGCCUGAAUGGGGUGUUAGUGACAUUUUUCAAUUGUACAUUUUGUUGUUUCUGUACAGGUCGUUGGAGAUGUUUCAGCUUCUGAACUUGUGUUUGCCUAGUUAAUUUAUCAUAGAGCAAUUGAUCCAAUCCUUUUUAAAAAAUAAGGAAAAAAGGAGGGGAGACGAGGAGUGAGACGGGCAGAAAGUCCAACAUCGAUUUCUCUCGCUCUCUCUCCCCCAUCUUUUUCUCUUCUUCCUCUGGCUUGUAAUUUUCACCUCUCAAGUCAUCAGCUGCUUUCAGUAGCAAGGAGAGUCACAGGACUCAGCAAAUGGACUUUUUUGCUUUGUGAACAAGUUCUUGUGUCUGCCCAAGUGGCACUGACUGACUGCAAGAGACUAGGUAACAGAAUGCUGAUGCCAGGAACUGUAGACCUGACAGGUCUGCCAAGCCUGGUAACUCCAAGCGACGGCAGCCGUGUCGAUAGUUAGACUAUUAAAUCAGACCUUUAUUGUGAUCCCUUGAACCUGAGCUCCACAGGGAACUGAAAAGGGUGAACAUAAAGGACAAAAAAAUGAAGUAGCAGGGUUACUGUUGUGGGAUGUGGAAACAGAAGAAGGCCAACACCAUUUUCUCCUUUGGAGAUCACAAGCGGUUGCAGCCCAGGCUGGUCUUUAUUUUUCCGUUUCAUUGAUGUGUUAAGUCUGAACAAUUGACCGCUCUGUUUUUAUCAGCAACGUGACCUUGGGUCGGAUCCAGAGGUGCGUAACAGCACUUAAGCUAGCAAAACAGCACUUCCCUUGGCAGAACAGGAGAGAU